Apodemus sylvaticus (European woodmouse) is the source of this 6999-nucleotide messenger RNA. RefSeq names its product kinesin family member 13A (gene Kif13a). The transcript has 40 exons. Gene Ontology annotation, molecular function: cell adhesion molecule binding; microtubule binding; microtubule motor activity. Gene Ontology annotation, biological process: regulation of protein localization; microtubule-based movement. The coding region runs from base 79 to 5520 and encodes 1813 amino acids. The record is from RefSeq and is a predicted model, not a curated record. Gene Ontology annotation, cellular component: adherens junction. Lineage: Eukaryota; Metazoa; Chordata; Mammalia; Rodentia; Muridae.
GGGCGCGCGGCUGCGGCUGCGGCGGCGGCGGCGCGGCGCUUGAAGGGGCCGCGUCGGGCGGAGCAGCGCGCCGCCAACAUGUCGGAUACGAAGGUAAAAGUUGCCGUCCGGGUCCGGCCCAUGAACCGAAGAGAGCUGGAACUGAACACCAAGUGCGUGGUGGAGAUGGAAGGGAACCAGACAGUCCUGCACCCUCCUCCUUCCAAUACCAAGCAGGGAGAAAGAAAACCUCCCAAGGUGUUUGCCUUUGAUUAUUGUUUUUGGUCCAUGGACGAAUCGAACACAACAAAAUAUGCUGGUCAAGAAGUCGUCUUCAAGUGCCUCGGGGAAGGGAUUCUUGAGAAAGCCUUUCAGGGAUACAAUGCUUGUAUCUUUGCGUAUGGCCAGACAGGCUCUGGAAAGUCCUUUUCCAUGAUGGGCCACGCAGAGCAGCUAGGCCUUAUCCCGAGGCUCUGCUGUGCUCUGUUUCAAAGGAUCUCCCUGGAGCAAAAUGAGUCACAGACCUUUAAGGUGGAAGUAUCGUAUAUGGAGAUCUAUAAUGAGAAGGUCCGGGACCUCUUGGACCCCAAAGGGAGCAGGCAAUCUCUUAAAGUCCGAGAGCACAAGGUCCUGGGGCCAUAUGUCGAUGGUCUAUCUCAACUGGCCGUUACUAGCUUUGAGGACAUUGAGUCACUGAUGUCUGAGGGAAAUAAGUCUCGAACGGUAGCGGCGACCAACAUGAACGAGGAGAGCAGCCGCUCCCAUGCAGUCUUCAACAUCAUCAUCACACAGACGCUGUAUGACCUACAGUCUGGGAACUCUGGGGAGAAAGUCAGCAAAGUGAGCCUGGUCGACCUGGCUGGGAGCGAGAGAGUGUCGAAGACCGGGGCUGCUGGCGAGCGGCUCAAAGAAGGCAGCAACAUUAACAAAUCGCUUACAACCUUGGGAUUGGUUAUAUCAUCACUGGCUGACCAGGCCGCUGGCAAAGGCAAAAACAAAUUCGUGCCUUAUCGAGACUCAGCCCUCACUUGGCUUCUUAAGGACAAUUUAGGAGGGAACAGCCAGACCUCUAUGAUAGCUACCAUCAGCCCAGCAGCAGACAACUACGAGGAGACACUGUCCACGCUAAGAUACGCAGACCGAGCCAAGAGGAUUGUGAACCAUGCCGUGGUGAAUGAAGAUCCCAAUGCCAAGGUCAUCCGGGAGCUGCGAGAGGAAGUAGAGAAGCUGAGAGAGCAGCUCUCGCAGGCUGAGGCCAUGAAGGCUCCUGAGCUGAAGGAGAAACUCGAAGAGUCCGAGAAACUGAUAAAGGAGCUAACAGUGACAUGGGAAGAGAAGCUGAGGAAGACGGAAGAGAUCGCUCAGGAGAGACAGCGGCAGCUGGAGAGCAUGGGGAUCUCCCUGGAGACCUCUGGCAUCAAGGUGGGAGAUGACAAGUGCUACCUCGUCAACCUGAACGCAGACCCCGCCCUCAACGAGCUUCUGGUUUACUAUUUAAAGGAUCACACCCGGGUGGGUGCAGAUACCUCUCAGGACAUCCAGCUCUUCGGAAUAGGGAUUCAACCCGAGCACUGUGAGAUCAACAUCGCAGCGGAUGGAGACAUCACUCUCACGCCCAAAGAAAACGCAAGGUCCUGUGUAAAUGGCACCCUUGUCUGCAGUACGACCCAGCUGUGGCAUGGCGACAGGAUCUUAUGGGGAAACAACCACUUUUUUAGGAUUAAUUUACCUAAGAGGAAACGGCGGGACUGGCUGAAAGACUUUGAGAGAGAAACCAGUGCCGCAGACCAUGAUCUGGACGCUGCGAGCGAGGCUUCGUCGGAGCCAGACUACAACUAUGAGUUCGCACAGAUGGAGGUCAUCAUGAAAACACUGAACAGCAACGAUCCAGUUCAGAAUGUGGUCCAGGUCCUGGAGAAGCAGUACCUGGAGGAGAAGAGGACCGCCCUGGAGGAGCAGCGGCUCAUGUACGAGCGCGAGCUGGAGCAGCUCCGCCAGCAGCUCUCUCCCGAGAGGCAGCCGCCCAGCAGCGCCUCUGACCGCCUGGCCUACAGCAGCCAGACAGCCCAGCAGAAGGUGACCCAGUGGGCCGAGGAGAGGGAUGAGCUCUUCAGGCAAAGCUUGGCCAAGCUUCGAGAGCAGCUGGUGAAAGCCAACACUUUGGUGAGGGAAGCCAACUUCCUAGCUGAGGAGAUGAACAAGCUUACUGACUACCAAGUGACUCUGCAGAUCCCUGCGGCCAACCUCAGCGCCAACAGGAAGUCUUUAGCUGUGAGGGGAGUGUCAGAAUCACGUCCACUGUUUUCCAUCACGAUGCAGAGAGGAGCUAUAGUCAGUGAGCCCGCCAUCCAAGCCAGGAGGAAAGGGAAGAGCACCCAGGUCUGGACCAUUGAGAAGCUGGAGAAUAAGUUAAUUGAUAUGAGAGACCUUUACCAAGAAUGGAAAGAAAACGUCCCUGAGGCCAAGAGGCUCUAUGGGAAGCGAGGUGACCCUUUUUAUGAAGCUCAGGAGAAUCACAACCUCAUUGGUGUGGCUAAUGUGUUUUUGGAAUGUCUCUUCUGUGAUGUGAAGCUUCAAUAUGCAGUACCCAUUAUCAGCCAGCAGGGGGAGGUUGCCGGGCGCCUCCAUGUGGAGGUGAUGCGAGUUACAGGAUCCGUUCCAGAGCGCGUGUCGGAAGAUGACUCUUCAGAGAACUCUAGUGAAAGUGGGAGUCUUGAAGUGGUGGACAGCAGCGGGGAAGUCAUUCACCGGGUCAAAAAGCUGACAUGCCGGGUGAUAAUUAAAGAGGCAACCGGGCUACCUAUAAGCCUUUCAAACUUCGUCUUCUGUCAGUACACGUUCUGGGACCAGUGUGAGUCUGCAGUGGCUGCCCCGGUGGUGGACCCAGACGUGCCUUCCCCGCAGUCCAAGGAUGCCCAGUACACGGUGACCUUCUCUCACUGUAAGGACUACGUGGUGACGGUCACAGAAGAAUUCCUGGAGUUCAUUUCUGAUGGCGCGCUGGCGAUUGAGGUGUGGGGCCACAGGUGUGCUGGGAACGGAAGCCCCAUCUGGGAGGUUGAUUCGCUCCAUGCAAAGACAAGGACAUUGCAUGACAGGUGGAAUGAAGUGACCCGUAGAAUAGAGAUGUGGAUCUCCAUACUGGAACUGAACGAGCUGGGGGACUACGCCGCAGUGGAGCUUCACCAGGCCAAAGACGUCAACACCGGCGGCGUCUUCCAACUCAGACAGGGUCACUCCCGUAGAGUGCAGGUCACAGUAAAACCCGUGCAGCAUUCGGGGACACUGCCACUCAUGGUUGAAGCCAUCCUGUCAGUGUCCAUUGGCUGCGUGACCGCCAGGUCUACCAAGCUGCAAAGAGGGCUGGACAGUUACCAGAGAGAGGAGGAGGAUGGCGGUGAUAUGGAUAGUUAUCAGGAGGAAGACUUGAACUGUGUAAGAGAGAGAUGGUCAGAUGCGCUCAUUAAACGACGGGAAUACUUAGACGAACAGAUUAAAAAAGUCAGCAAUAAAAAAGAGAAAACAGAAGACGACAUGGAGCGGGAAGCCAGACUGGUGGAGCAGUGGGUGGGGCUGACGGAGGAGAGGAAUGCCGUGCUGGUGCCCGCCCCUGGCAGCGGGAUCCCGGGGGCACCUGCUGACUGGGUCCCCCCUCCUGGGAUGGAAACACACAUACCGGUUCUCUUCCUGGAUCUGAAUGCGGAUGACCUCAGUGCCAAUGAGCAGCUGGUGGGCCCACACGCGUCGGGUGUGAACUCCAUCCUGCCCAAGGAGCACGGCAGUCAGUUUUUCUACCUGCCCAUCAUAAAGCACAGAGAUGAUGAGGUUUCAGCCACAGCCUCCUGGGACUCCUCUGUGCACGACUCUCUUCACCUGAAUCGGGUCACACCACAGAACGAGAGGGUCUACCUGAUUGUGAAGACCACCGUUCAGCUCAGCCACCCGGCCGCCAUGGAGUUAGUGUUGCGGAAGCGGAUUGCAGCCAAUAUUUAUAAUAAGCAGAGUUUCACCCAGAGUUUGAAGAGACGGAUAUCACUAAUCAAUAUAUGUUACUCCUGCGGCGUGACCUAUGAGAUCGUAUCCAAUAUCCCAAAGGCGACUGAGGAGAUUGAGGACCGGGAAACCCUGGCCCUCCUGGCGGCGCGGAGUGAGAACGAGGGUACUUUGGAUGGCGAGACGUACAUUGAGAAGUACACGCGGGGUGUGCUGCAGGUCGAGAACAUCCUGAGUCUAGAGCGGCUCCGGCAGGCUGUCACGGUGAAGGAAGCGCUCUCCACCAAAACAAGGCACUUCAGAAGAAGCCUCAGUACGCCAAAUGUUCACAACGUCUCCUCUAGCCGGCCAGAUCUCUCUGGCUUCGAUGAAGAUGAUAAGGGCUGGCCCGAGAACCAGUUAGACAUGUCUGACUACAGCUCCAGUUACCAAGACGUCGCCUGCUAUGGGACUUUACCCAGGGACUCGCCUCGAAGGAGCAAGGAAGGUUGUCCAUCAGAGAAUCCUCAUGCCUUAACAGUCAGCCCUUUUAAAGCGUUCUCUCCUCAGCCACCAAAGUUCUUCAAACCCCUAAUGCCUGUGAAAGAGGAACAUAAGAAAAAGAUGGCCCUUGAAGCAAGACCUCUCCUAAGCCAAGAGAGCAUGUCUCCAUCCCAGGCACCUAACCCUGGCUGCGUUGUGCCCUCAGGAAGCAGUGGCAGCCGCAUGCCAAUAGAGCCCAAUAGCAGACCCGAGAGGAAGAUUGACUCGGAAGAGGAAGACAACGAGCUGGAGGCUCUCAGCAGGAAGCUGCAUGCCCAGCCUUAUGUACCCGUGGAGUUUGCUGACUUCAGUGUUUACAAUGCCAGCUUGGAGAACAGGGAGUGGUCGUCUUCUAAAGCAGACCUGACAGACUCGAGAGCCUUGGAGAAAGCAGUGUCUCGUAGCCCUACCACCAGCAGCCUCACCAGUGGCUACUUCUCCCACAGUGCCUCCAAUGCCACGCUCUCUGACAUGGCAGUCCCUUCCAGCGACAGCUCAGACCAGCUAGCCAUCACCACAAAGGAGGCGGAGUGCAGCGAGCGCCCGGGCCCAUCACUCGCACCUGACGUCAGACCAGCUUCGAAUCAAGAGCUCACAGAAGCAGAAAGAGGCUUGGCGAAGGAGAAGACAAUCGCAGCGCCACUGGAGGAAAACAGUGCCUUACCCAAGGGGAGCCCAUCACCCCAGCGCAUCCCCGAGGAAAAUCCCAGAAUGCCAUGCAGGACUGCCUCAGGUUCAGAACUGGAUGCCGGCCCUAGCAAAGAUGGCCACCAAGCUAGAGAAUUCUGCCCAGGAGAGGUGACGAUAGAACACACUACAAACAUUUUAGAGGACCAUUCCUUCACAGAGUUCAUGGGUGUGUCUGACGGCAAAGACUUUGAUGGUUUGGAGGAUUGUUCUGUAGAAGAACCCUCCUGUAGGAGGGAUCUAACAAAUGAAACAGACCACAAAGGUGUCCCAGAAGGACCUCCAGAUGUUGACCAGCUGCAUAGCGAGAUGGAGACCGACCAGGAAACCACUCGGUAAGGGACAGCCACGUCUCUCCAGGCCACAGCUCAGCAGCUUGGCAGCUUCGUUCAUCGGUCCCGCCCUGGGACAGUCCAAGCCGUGACCCAGCCCAACCUCAGAGCAGCCUGCCUGCGGGAGUCCUGCACUUCCCUCCCCUGUGGGAGAAGCAGCACCUUUUCCCCUGGCGAAUCACAGCCCCUGCUCUUUCCAGAAAGGAAGAGAACGCAAAUGUCGGCUUACCUAUGUGGCAGUAUUUUCACUAGCACUUCGUGCACGCCCCUACUGGGCAAAGACCUCCACAGACCCAAACUUUAUUCUUGUACAUUUUAAUCAGUUCUUCCUGCAGACUCUGGAGUCAGUGCUCUGAUCUCUCUCUUUUUAUAAAUAAUAUAUAUUAUGUAUAUGAAUUGUGUAUCUACGGUAUGUCUGUCCAGAGACAUAUCUACACACUAAAGGGCAGACGGAUGAUUUGUUGAAAAUCACCAGGUACUGGACUUUGUUACAAAGCCACCCCAAUGACUGCUUUGGCAUGAGCAGAUGGAAAGGAUAUUUUAUAUUAUGUAAGACUGAGGUUCUAAAUCCUCUUUAUAGAAACGGUUGCAGGCACUGUUCUUUAUAACCAAAGAACUUCCAGGAGACUGAUCGUCUUUGCUGUCCACUCUUGUUGUGUGAGUGUGUAAUCUCACUCCAGUCUGGUGCCACACUUCCCCUGGCUACUGAGUCACGUGCUUUCCCAGUCCCUGUACCCUUUUCUAAGCACACUGAGAAAUCGCACAGCUAUAACCUUCAGUUUUCCACCAAGUUCCUACUGACUUGAUAUCGACCAGUGACACGGCCUGGCGGGGCUCCUGCUCCGCCCUAGCAUCCUGUCCACCUAUCCAAGCAGGCGGAGUGCACAGGGCAGUGUUACAGCUAGCCACGCAGCGCUGUACCAAGAGUCUUCAUUCAAGGCUUCUUUACCGAUCUGUUCCAGAUCGCUAGAUUCUCGUGUGGUGUGGGUUUGCCAUUUUGCUCAACUCUGGAAAAUGCUGAAGAGAAGGACUGAGCUAUCCAGUUUGUAGGUUUGCACGUCACCUUGUUUGAGGGGGAUUCAACAUCGAACCGCUCCGUUGUCUUUUUUUUUCUUUUUUUGUUUUCAAAGUAUCCUGCAAGGAGAGACAUUGUAGGAUCAUGUGUGGAAAAUUUACAAAUAUAUUUUAUGUGCUUACUCUGUAGAUGCCUGUGCAAUGGACAGCUACACGUGUGUUGUGAGGAAGUGAGAGCAUGUGUGCAGCCUGCUGUACUUUUUUUUUUAAGUUCUUAGCAUUGGUGAGGGAGAUCCGGGAGAUUCUAUUGACAAGCUGCUGUUUUAUGUGUAUAGUGAGCUGACGGUAGUAUUUUACUAUCAUCUGUUUAAAACAAAAACUGUAAUUUAUAUUCCCUUUCAACUUUAUUGUAUUUAAUUGGUACAGAUUUGUGUGUGUUUUAGAAUACAAACUGUCUAAUUCAGAGUUCAAA